Messenger RNA from Mesorhabditis spiculigera, 1317 nucleotides. NCBI's taxonomy places the organism in Eukaryota, Metazoa, Nematoda, Chromadorea, Rhabditida, Rhabditidae. The record is from the annotation of a GenBank genome assembly.
AUGCUGUUCGUCUACCUUCUCUUCCUCGUCCUCUACACUGGCGAGCACGGCGCCCAGAAUCCGACGGUUUCUUCAGAUUUUUGUGCCGAGCCCGGAUGCCCAUAUUGUGCGGAAUACUGGAAGGUGUGCCCCGGAAAGCACGGUCAGCCAAUUUGCGCGCUCAAAAAGAACCUCGUCGAUCCGGAGGCCCCCGACUGCAGCUUCACCGGUUGCCCAUCGAACGAGGUAAAAAUCCAACUAACCUUCGGGAAUAUCACCUGCGUACCGCUCAACCGCAUCGUCAAUGCUUCACUCAGCAUGCGUUGGAUGUGGGAGGACUGUACGCAGCAAAAGGAGAUCAAUUGCCGCACGUGGGCUCCACUCUGCGUGUCGGCGGAGGCGCUCGAGGACUACAACAUCACCAAAGGAGGCUGUAUCGCCAUAGGCUGCGGUCCCGAUAAACCCGGUACGCACCCGUGCAUGGUGGAAGGCGUGGUGGAAUGUAUCCCCUACGACGACCUGAAGUCGAUCAAUGCAACCUGGGAUGGUAAUCAGUGCAUUCGCGCCACGCCGGAGGACAAGGCUGCAGCCGCGGCUGCUAAUGCCGCCCCCGAGGAGAAGCCCCAGGCCCAAGCGAAAUCGUCGCCCUCCAGCCGAUUCGUGUGGACCCCGGAUCAGAAGGACUCCACGCUGACGCGGUACAACGACCGGACGGGAGUGUGCGGCUUCGAGGGCUGUCCCGAUGAUCAUCAACCGUGCAACAUCCGCGACAGGGGCAACAAGAAAGUCUGCGUCCCCUACUGGCACAUCAAGACGAUCAUCAACGAGGACCAAUGCCACCUCUUCAACCCGAACGAGCUGCCGAGGCUGAAGCCGGCGAAGGAGUGUGCCGGAAUGGACAACACGCUGGCCUGCUGGGCUGGAAAUGACUACACGUGCAUCGGGUUCGACAGGAUCACGUCGAUGAGCUUCGACGAGGAAAACAGGACGAUCUGCUACUUUGCACAAUGCCCAAAAGAGGGCCAGAUCGCGUGCGCAGGCGAGUGUCAGACCAUCGAGGACGUGAAAAAUGUGAAAUCUGAUGGGGAAUGUGAAUACCGCCGACUUCACCGUGGCCAGGUGAUCAUGAUCAUCUCGUGCUCCAUCAUCGGCAUCGUGGUCGUCAUCGCGCUUUUUGCAUUGCUCGUCCGCGUCAUCGUCCGCCGACGCAACAGGGGCAAGACGGCCAACCGGGCAUCAAGCAAUGAAUCGCGCCGUGAGCCGAAAAGCGACAGCAAUGAGAAGCGCCCCUGGAUGCCGUCCAAGAACCCGAAGGCCUUCAACGAGAAGCCCCAAGUC